Molecule: messenger RNA, 2636 nt
Organism: Cantharellus anzutake
Lineage: Eukaryota; Fungi; Basidiomycota; Agaricomycetes; Cantharellales; Hydnaceae
Product: gamma-adaptin
Exons: 13
Coding region: 25-2520 (831 amino acids)
Biological process (GO): intracellular protein transport; receptor-mediated endocytosis; Golgi to vacuole transport
Cellular component (GO): membrane coat; AP-1 adaptor complex; Golgi apparatus
Molecular function (GO): clathrin-cargo adaptor activity
Source: RefSeq, a predicted model, not a curated record
UGAGUCUUAAACCCUCCGACGACCAUGGUUUCUCAUAAUCUUAAAGCCCUCAUCAAAGCAAUUCGUGCUUGCAAGACCCUGGCAGAUGAGCGCGCUUUGAUACAAAAUGAAUCUGCAGCUAUCCGUACGUCGUUCCGCGAAGAGGAUUCCUUUGCACGGCACAACAACAUCGCCAAGUUAUUGUAUAUCCAUAUGCUCGGCUAUCCAGCCCAUUUUGGGCAAAUCGAAUGCUUAAAACUAGUAGCAAGCCCGAGAUUUUCCGACAAACGACUGGGGUACCUUGGAAUCAUGUUAUUACUAGACGAGCAACAGGAGGUUUUGAUGCUCGUUACGAACUCCUUAAAGAAUGACCUGAAUUCUUCCAAUCAGUAUGCUGUGGGGCUUGCCUUGUGCACCUUCGCAGAUAUAUCAUCAGAGGAGAUGUCUCGGGAUUUGAGCAAUGAAAUCGAGAAGCUCUUAGGCUCUGCAAAUACUUAUAUACGAAAGAAGGCUGCCCUGUGCGCACUGCGGAUAGUCCGUCGCGUCCCCGAUCUCCUACCCAACUUCAUUCAACGUUCGAAACCAUUACUCUCGGACCGAAAUCAUGGCGUACUCCUUGCUGGGAUCACUCUGAUCACGGAAAUGUGUGAGAUGGACGCCCAAUGUUUAGAUGAAUAUCGAAAAGCUGUCCCUCUCCUUGUUCGACACCUUAAGUCACUCGUAACUACUGGCUACAGUCCAGAACACGACGUCUCGGGUAUCACGGAUCCAUUCUUGCAAAUCAAGACUUUGCGUUUGUUACGCCUGCUGGGAAAGGGUGACGAGAAAGCAAGUGAAGUCAUGAAUGACAUUCUAGCACAGGUCGCCACCAAUACCGACUCGACGAAAAACGUAGGGAAUGCUAUCCUUUAUGAGACCGUUAUGACGGUUCUGGAGAUCGAAGCCGACAGCAGCUUGCGUGUCAUGGCGAUUAAUAUUUUGGGAAAGUUCCUGAGCAAUAGGGAUAAUAACAUUCGAUACGUGGCUCUCAACACUCUUCUUAAGGUGGUCUCCAUGGACACAAAUGCAGUUCAACGUCACCGUAAUAUUAUCCUUGAUUGUCUUCGCGAUGGGGACAUUUCUAUCCGUAGACGAGCACUAGAGCUCUCUUAUGCACUGAUCACUGAAUCCACAGUUCGUGUGCUUACUCGAGAGCUCCUUGCAUUCCUGGAGGUCGCCGACAAUGAGUUUAAGCAGGGGAUGACCACCCAGAUAUGUUUAGCUGCAGAACGAUAUGCCCCAAACAAAAGGUGGCACAUCGAUACCGUUUUACGGACGUUGAAACUGGCUGGGAAUUAUAUCCGAGAAGAGAUACUUUCCGCUUUUAUUCGGCUCGUAUGCCACACGCCAGAACUUCAGGCAUAUACUGCAUCCCGUCUGUAUUCGGCUCUUAAAGAGGACGUUUCCCAGGAGUCGUUGACCCUUGCCUCUGUUUGGAUCCUCGGAGAAUUCGGAGACAAUCUACUGGAACAUGGUCUAGUCGGCGAAGAGAAUCCACGGCAGGUAACAGAUAGGGAAAUUGUGGAAUUGGAGGAGUCUGUCCUACAGUCGCCAUACGUGAACGCCCUCAUUCGGCAAUACGUCCUCACGUCGCUGACAAAGUUAUACGCCCGACCAAUUGUCUCUGACGCGCAACGAGAGCGGAUAUCGACCAUCCUGGAAGGCUUUUCGACAAGUCCCGAACUUGAGAUCCAACAACGCAGUGUAGAAUUCGACUCAUUGUUUGGUCAAAGAGAGAUUGUAGUCGGUGUGCUAGAGCAAAUGCCAGUCCCAGAAAUCAAGGCAACCGUGAUUGGCACCGUAAGCGAGAAACGAAGUGUUGGGCCGACUCAGGCCAAAAGUGACAAUCUCAUUGGAGACGAUGAGCUGCUCAGUCCUGCGACAGCAAGUGGCCCCCAGCAAACCCAAUCAGGACUUGAGGACCUUUUGGUAGGUCCUGGCGGCCCACCAGGCGACCAGGGUACUGCUCGAAAGGCUACCGUCAACGACAUCAUGGGCCUGUUCGACACGCCAGUGACCAGUUCGUCCAACUCUCAACCUCAAGCCAACCCGCUAGCCGCCCUGUUCUCACAGUCGACUCCACAAUCCUCUACCCCAGUCACCAGCCCUCCCACAAUUCAACCAGCUGCAUCAACUCCCCAUGUGUAUCAUGCAUACGAGAAGAACGGUCUCAAAAUCACGCUACAGCCGCAGGUCAAUCCAACAAAACCUGGUAUGGUUAUUGUCUUGGCCCGAUUUCAGGCUUCGGGCGGACAAACCAUAAUAAACGUCAACUUUCAAGCUGCGGUACCCAAGACUCAACAACUUCAGAUGCUACCAAUUUCAAGCCAAAUUGUCAAUGUAGGCGCAACAGAAACUCAACAAUUGCGUAUUAUAGCACCACAGGGAAGCCUAGUGCGUUUGAGGUUAAGAGUAGCUUUCACUGUCGGCGGACAAAGCAUACAAGACCAAGUCGACUUCUCUGGAUUCCCUGCUGGGUUGACCAACGGAUCACUAUCUUAGCCACAUCCUGUAGAUUGUUACCAUACAAGGCUUACCUACUUCCGGUUCCGAGUUCUCACAGAGUCAUCUUUAGCUUAUGUAAAUAAAAGCGUCUAAACAAUCUUCUUAAGUCAUUC